AUGGCCCCCAUCGCAGCUAUCCUUUGUGGCAAAGAGCCGAAAAUGGCACAAGGCAUGAUCAAGCUUCUGGCUCCAAAAAUUGAAGUCGUCCACGUGUGCACCUCUCGAGGCACGGCCGUGUCGGAAAUCCCGGCCUUGCUUAAAGGCGAAACGACAGCGCCGUCGUCAGGGUUGGGUGCCAAUGCAGAGGGGAGUGCUCGCAGCGACGUUUCUCUCGUCGUUAUCGGCGGAGGCUACUCGAAGGAUGACGUUCAAGCGAUCAAGGAAGCUGCAGAUGCGGUCAAGCCGUUGCCAUUGUUCUGCGCCGAUGUCAGCAAGACGGCUGGAUCGGGCCCUCCACCGCCGGACAUGAUCAAGAAGAGAAUCAUCGAGAGCAUUGAGAAGGAGGAGAAGGGUGAAGGGGAAUGGACUCCUGGUGUCUACAUGUACUGA
Cladophialophora yegresii CBS 114405 is the source of this 432-nucleotide messenger RNA. RefSeq lists its product as uncharacterized. Lineage: Eukaryota; Fungi; Ascomycota; Eurotiomycetes; Chaetothyriales; Herpotrichiellaceae. The transcript has 2 exons. The coding region runs from base 1 to 432 and encodes 143 amino acids. The record is from RefSeq and is a predicted model, not a curated record.